Molecule: messenger RNA, 393 nt
Organism: Fusarium graminearum PH-1
Lineage: Eukaryota; Fungi; Ascomycota; Sordariomycetes; Hypocreales; Nectriaceae
Exons: 1
Coding region: 1-393 (130 amino acids)
Source: RefSeq, a predicted model, not a curated record
AUGAGCAACCAACCGGACCCAGAAGUCUGCCAGAUCUGGGUUCGUGACGGCGACUAUGUAUUCACCGUUACGAGUUUGGACGGUGUAACUGAGCGCAAUGGUUUGCGGUCGAUGGUGCCUAUAACAGCCACUGAUGCUACGACGACUACAAGAGUGCUUGCGGGCGAGUGGGGAGAAACGCAGUUGGACGAUCUUGCAUAUGCGACUUGGGUACCUGCUGUGACUCUGAUUCACCAGGAGACUGCAGCGGGGAGUGCGGACAAGGGUGAGAAAGGUGAUGAUGACAAAGAGAAAGAUGAUAAGAGUGCUGCUUCUAGAGUUGGUGGUGUUGUCAGUGUACUUGGAGCGACUCUUGGGCUGUUGGUAGGUGCUGGUAUGUUGGUGGCGUGGUGA